AUGCCUAGCAAGUGCAAGAAGAAGUCUCGCAAGCCAAAGAGCCUCAAGUCACCCGAGGCUUCUGGCAUUGACAAGCUUUUUGAAGAUAUCACCAAGGAGAACGAAAACCGAUUCCAAAUCGAAGACAUCAACCGUGCUGGCCUGCCUUCACCCAGGAUUCCUGUGACCGGACCCUCCCAGGCGUCCGAACAACACAAGCCUGGUGAAGCAGACUCCCCUAUCGAAACUUCCCUUCGAAAGCGCAUUCGAGCGCUUACCUUAGGCUCGGCAAAGAAACCCCCAGAGCUCAAUAGUAACAGCCGGGAAUUGAAAGCCUCCCCGCCUCAAAGCUCGCAAAUCUUGUCCAGUUCAUUCCGGGAUUCGAGCACAACAGAGGACAGCAACUCUCCCGAACGCAGUCCACUUUCGGUUUCCACUAUCAUUCAGCACUCGAAAGGCAAGAAGCGAGGUGACAGCGUAACCAGUCCUUCAAGCGCUUGGAAGUACCUCAGAUCGCCAACUGAUUAUACGAUGAUCGACUUCGACUACUGUGAGGCUCAGGCAGCCAUGAACAGCGACAAGGUGGACGCAGGCGCCCCAGAUAUUAAGAGAAGCUCUAUCAAAGAACUGCUCGCCUAUCUCCGCCGCGAGACCGGAACCGAAAUUCGUGCCAUUGACGUCCAUGAUCCUAAAGUUGCUCGUAGACCCAAUGAGGCUAGACCUUGGGACCAUAAGAACCUCUGGUGCGUCGACUGUCGCAAGGCUUGCCCUCUCUGCAAUGCGUCUUGCUGUGUGAAGGAAGAAGCUACCAAGAAAGCUGUCGACGAGAGUCUGGACCAGAAGGAACGCGAUGACGCAAAGCGUCUUGUGGAUAUAAUCGACAAGAUCGGUAUCUACGCCAAGGAUGUCGGCACUUUCUCGCAGUGCACUCCUCCUGACGGAUGCGGAAGAUACGUUUGCCCCGAGUGCUGCGGUGUUUGCCCAAGCGAGAUAUGCCGCGAUAUCCAGUGCAAGGAGUGCAAGCCUAACCCUUGGGCGUCCUGCGAGUGGCACGAUUAG
Messenger RNA from Aspergillus mulundensis, 1038 nucleotides. RefSeq lists its product as uncharacterized. Lineage: Eukaryota; Fungi; Ascomycota; Eurotiomycetes; Eurotiales; Aspergillaceae. Bases 1 to 1038 code for a protein of 345 amino acids. The record is from RefSeq and is a predicted model, not a curated record. The transcript has 5 exons.